Messenger RNA from Cannabis sativa, 2402 nucleotides. Its product is annotated as cyclic nucleotide-gated ion channel 4. The transcript is spliced from 7 exons. The record is from RefSeq and is a predicted model, not a curated record. Bases 186 to 2333 code for a protein of 715 amino acids. NCBI's taxonomy places the organism in Eukaryota, Viridiplantae, Streptophyta, Magnoliopsida, Rosales, Cannabaceae.
AUCCGCUCAUUAUUAUUUUCUUUGUUGUCCUUCCAACCUUCCCAAGUUCCACAAAAAUACACCCAAUAAACCAAACAUCAUCUAAUAAUUAUAAGCUCAAAAUUAUACAUGUAACACUUCUCUCAAAACCCUCAUUUUCUUGCCAACCAAACACUCUAUAUCUCUUUCUUCUCUCUCUAGCCUCCAUGGCUAGUGCGGCUAGUGCUACUACUACUAAUACUACCGAUCUUCACCAUCAAUACCAGAGAGAAAUAUCUUUCAAUACUUACAAUACCAGGCAGUACUUCACAGAUGAAGAGACUAGCGACGAAGGAGACGAUGUAGGAGAGAGAGAAAAAAUACUAGAAGAAGAUGAGGAACUAAUAGAUGGUGAGGACAGCGAUGAAAAUAAGUACGACAAAGAAUCCAAGAGGCGCGGAGGCGGAGGAGGAGGGCGGUGGUGGUUGGGUGAAGGGGCGGCGCGUGUGUUGGACCCGAGGGCGAAGUGGGUCCAGGAAUGGAACAGGGUGUUCUUGUUGGUGUGCGCCACUGGGCUUUUUGUGGACCCGCUCUUCUUCUACGCCCUAUCAGUAAGCGACACGUGUAUGUGUCUCUUCGUCGAUGGGUGGUUCGCCGUAACGGUAACGGUCCUCAGGUGCAUGACGGACGCCUUACACGUGUGGAACAUGUGGCUACAGCUGAAGAUGGCGAAACGGUCGUUUUCCGUGGUUAGCGCCGUGGAUGGGACCGGUGCCGCUGGCUCCGCCGCUAGCGGGAUGAGUGAUGCCGCCUCGUCUAGGUCUGUGGCUUUAAGGUACUUGAAAGCCAAGAGAGGCUUUCUGUUUGACCUCUUUGUCAUUCUUCCUUUGCCUCAGAUUGUACUAUGGGUAGCAAUUCCAUCUCUAUUAGAAAAAGGAUCAGUGACGAUAGUAAUGACGGUGUUCUUAAUAAUAUUUCUGUUCCAAUAUCUCCCAAAGAUUUACCACUCCGUCUGCCUCUUGCGUCGCAUGCAAAACCUCUCUGGUUACAUCUUUGGAACUGUUUGGUGGGGCAUUGCUCUAAACAUGAUUGCAUAUUUUGUCGCCUCCCACGCUGCAGGAGCAUGUUGGUAUCUGUUGGGUAUCCAAAGAGCAACACAGUGCUUAAAAGAGCAAUGUAGAAAGACAAGUGGGUGUGGAGUAGGAAUAUUGUCUUGUCAAGAGCCUAUUUACUAUGGGAGUACAAGAAUGGUGAGAGGGGAGGCUAGAGUUGGAUGGGCACUCAACAAGCAGGUAAGGUCUGCCUGCUUAGACAGCGCAGAUAACUACAACUACGGGGCAUAUAGGUGGACCGUUCAGCUUGUCACCAACACCAACCGCUUGGAAAAAAUGCUUUUUCCAAUCUUUUGGGGCCUCAUGACUCUCAGCACAUUUGGGAACUUAGAGAGCACAACCGAAUGGUUAGAAGUUGUGUUCAAUAUCAUUGUCUUGACUAGUGGACUCCUUUUAGUUACCAUGUUGAUUGGAAACAUCAAGGUGUUUCUGCAUGCAACCACGUCCAAAAAACAAGCAAUGCAACUCAAGAUGAGGAACAUAGAGUGGUGGAUGAGGAAGAGGCAUUUGCCUCCGGGCUUCAGGCAACGUGUUCGGAACUAUGAGCGCCAGCGUUGGGCCGCCAUGCGCGGCGUCGAUGAAUGUGAGAUGAUUAGGAACCUUCCUGAGGGUCUUAGGAGAGACAUCAAGUAUCAUCUCUGCUUAGAUUUAGUUAGACAGGUACCUCUGUUCCAACACAUGGAUGAUCUGGUCCUUGAGAAUAUAUGCGACCGUGUCAAAUCCCUCAUUUUCACCAAGGGAGAAACGAUAACAAGAGAAGGCGACCCAGUUCAGAGAAUGCUGUUUGUAGUAAGAGGGCAUCUCCAAAGCACCCAAGUGCUCCGAGACGGUCUCAAAAGUUUCUGCAUGUUGGGCCCCGGAAACUUCAGUGGCGACGAGCUCCUCUCAUGGUGUCUCCGCCGACCUUUCAUCGAAAGACUCCCACCAUCCUCCUCCACACUCAUAACUCUAGAAACCACAGAGGCCUUUGGCCUGGAAGCCGAGGACGUCAAGUACGUCACCCAACACUUCCGCUACACAUUCGUGAACGAGAAAGUUAAGCGCAGCGCGAGGUACUACUCUCCUGGGUGGCGGACAUGGGCGGCGGUGGCCAUUCAGUUGGCUUGGAGAAGGUACAAGCAUAGGUUGACUUUGACUUCGCUGUCGUUUAUUAGGCCUAGGAGACCUCUGUCGAGGUGUUCGUCUUUGGGGGAAGACCGGCUUAGGAUUUAUACUGCUUUGUUAACUUCGCCAAAGCCAAACCAAGAUGACUUUGAUUUUUGAGAUACUCAAUCGUGUGUUACUAUAUAUACUCUGUUUUUGUUCAUAAUAAAAAGUUACUAUAUAUUUUUA